AGCAUUAAUCGUGAGUGAGUUUUAAUUUAUUUGUGUUUAGAAAAGUAGUGAAUAGUAAAUUGCCAAAAAUGCACUGAAAAAUAAAAUUGCAACAAAGUGUAUGACCGAUUAAAUAGGCCAAAGACCAAAAGAAAACAAACAAAUUUAUAAAAUUCCAGUUUGCGGCGGAGUUCAAUGUAAACGCUAGACGUAUCGGUUAGUAGCAACGAUGUCGGUAAAGUCACAACGCAAAGCCGUUGCUACCGAGGCAAUGGGGAAUGCGACCGGUGAAGGAGUUUCCCAUGAAAACCCCAAUUAUGGUUUAACUACGCGUGUUGCAUUAUCACGUCUGCAUGAUGAUAUUGAAAAAUUGUUGCGUGAGCACGAGGCCACCUACGCCAAGGAGAGCUACUAUCGCAAACUGCGUUCGGCAUUCUUCAAACCAAGCGACACACCAUUGGGAUGGCCUGCAAUCACAGCAACGUUAUUCACAAUGAUUGCGUUGCUUAUUGCUGAGGCAUAUCUGGCGGCGAUCUGUGUUGCGGCUAUCUUAUCAUUGGAUUUGUGCGUGGUGGUGCGCGAAAAUCAUUUACGUCGCACCGAAAUCUACCGCAAGACACGCCAGGCACUCGCCGAUAUACGACUCGCUGAACGUGAUCUAUGUGGCGAGUGGCAACCAUGCAAUUAUCCGCAUCUGUGUUGUCCAGUUUCACCUUGUGUGUCGCUGCAGUGGACAUAUCGCGAUGGUAAUAUUGUGAAUUUACCGUGGGCCUUAUUGGUACGCGGUGAUCACAUUGUACUACGACCGGGACACAUAACGCCCGGUCCGUGUACGGAAGUGAAUGGAAAGCGCACAUUUGAAAUGCAUGAAAUAUAUGGCCCAACACAGGUGAAUGAUCCGCCAGUGCGUCCUUUAGCGCGUGCUCCACUACCAGAUUUAGUAUGCACAUUGCAGACGACGCCGUUUCUGGAUAAUUUACGUGUGAUUUUGGAAAACUCAUUGAAGCGCCCAUCGACGAUAUACAAUCAGCAACGUUAUUUGCUGGUAACGAAAUACAUACAACAAUGGGGUUUCAUAUGUGCACUUUGUUUGACGCUUUUCGCCGGCAUGUUGCGUAUCAAUGGCUUGAGCAGUUCACCAAAUGUCGGCACACAUCCAAAUGAGCAACAUUAUUGGAAAUAUGUUUUCCUGGAGACACCAGCCGCUGCAGUUAUACCAUUACUGCCACUCAUCUUCCCCAUCAUGUGGAUAUCGAUGAAUCUAUGGGGUGUGGCAAGACUACAGUGCUUUCUCAAAAUACCACAAGUGCUCAUCACUAAAGACUCGGAAAAAUCCUUCGAAGAAGACUUGGAUGCGCCCACUUUUGAUUACAACAAUAUAUCAUUGUUGCGUUCAAAUGUUUUUCGAAAUUGGUGGCAACUGUGGCAUGGUGAUAGUGAACUACUACCUCGUUCAUCGAAUUUAGUGCAGGUAUUGGGCUCCAUAACAGCUUUGUGCUGCAUAGACAAGAAAGGCAUACUUUCAUGGCCAAAUCCAACAGCUGAGAAGGUAUUCUUCUUACACGAUACCGACAAUGAUCACUUAGACGAUCGCAGCACAAGUUGUUCAACGCUGAAUACCGAAAGUAAUCAUACGAGUCAGGCGGAGAGUAAAAACGGUGGUAUUGUUGCUGAAGUGCUCGAUCUAACACACGAUCAACACUGUCCAUUUCGUUUGGAGUUCGACGAUCAUGAGUGGAAAUCGCAUAUCACAUCACUUAAACCAUUGGGUCUCGCAAUACUGUUGAAUACUUGUUCGCCGUUGACGCAUGCACAUUACGCGCAAUUCUGUGGCCAUGUAACCGCCGUGGCGAUGCUGGAUAAAGAUUUGGUGCCAGUCACAAAUCGGUAUGCCCACGUUGACUCCAGUUUGACUAGCUUUUUGCAUGGACGUUGCCUCUGCGAAUUGGCCAAACAAAUCGGUUUUAAAGAUUCUGCUACCGAUCAUUUCUCACUCGAGGGUCAGUUGGCGUCCUACAGACAUUUGCAACCGGAAGUGGUGCGCCGUGACAUCCGUUUCGCACGUCAACUACAGCUGUCGUCUAAAGUGAAGGUACCCUUUCCCCAUUCACUGUCGGUGGUGAUGCGGGAAAACCCUGCCGGCUACCUCUCGCUCUUCACCCAAGGCACCGCCGACAUUAUAAUGGAUUUCUGUGAUGAUUUCUGGGAUGGCAAGGACUUGCGUCCGCUGUCGGCGCAAGAUCGAAAGAAAGCGCUUGAUUUCUACCAACGCAGCGCACUUACCGCUUACUGCACGGCCUUCUCGUACCGUCCGUUGCGGCAUGGCAUCAUUGGCGCGCUCAGCGGCGUACAGCACACCGGUGGACCGAUUGCGUACCUAGAAUUGCCGCCCGAGUCGAAAAUACGUAUGCAACAUGUCGAUCGCGCCCAUUGCGAUUUCGAGAGCGGCGGCCAUAUACAUACGAAAUUGAGCCACAGCAUCAGCACUGAUUCGCUGUUGUUCAGCGAGAGCAAAGACGAUGACAUCAACGAUGUGGAGGGCUGUUUCGAAAUGCAAUGCCAUCAGGUAUUCAUCGGUAUGGUGACGAUGCAGUAUCAGGCGCAGAUGGACAUUGUUCAGCUGGUGGAGCGACUGGAGCGCGCUUGCAUACGUUUCGUACAUUUCAGCAAAGAGAACGAAUUGCGCUCGCGUGUGUUCUCCGAGAAGAUGGGUCUGGAGUCCGGUUGGAAUUGUCAUAUAUCGCUGUUGAAUGAGGCGGAUGAUAAGGCCUCAAUGAAUACGGCUGCGGAUAAGGCCAAAACUAGCGGUACGUCCGGGCGCUCGGGUAACAAAACUUUGCAGAGUAAUAAUGAGAAUACCAUCAACAUUGUUGAGUCCGCACAUGAUCACACGACAGACAUUAGCACUACCAUCAACAAAAACAACAACACUGCCACAAGCACCAUCAAUUCAACCACCAAUAACGUUUCAUUGCCUCAUAAUGUAGAAAUCAUAAAUCAGUGCACCAGCACGCAGAACACCACCACCACCAAAACCACCAUCAACAUAGGUAAUCAGAACAACAAUAGUAGUAAUAUUAGUAGCACGCAUCUCACACAUCAAACGCACCUAAAUACAUCGAAUAUUACAGGCGGUGCAGGUGGCACCGAUAACGACGCCGACGAUGAAGGCAGCGACCUGCAUCAUCUGCUACCGCCACCCAAUCUCGAGUCUUCCAAAACGCUGAGCUCCUCAGCACCGGGCGCCAUCUCCAAUCCCGAUGACUACCAAGCGGUGCAGCUUAGCUCAACACCACCCUCGCGUCGCAGUAGCGUCAGUUGUGGUGGUGAAGGUAACGGCAACGGCAAGGACGCGCCCUUACACCUGGUGGAUGGUGGCAGCAAAGCCAUUGCUGAUGUCGCUGACGAUGAGCACCGCCAAUCGGAGGACUCUGCCAUGGAUGAGAAUUGUCGCUCGAUGAGCAUCAUAACAGAGAGUACCGAGCAGAGCGCACCCGUACACUUUGACAUGUCGAAUCGCGCUAAAUUGCCACGCGGCAUCGAGAAUAUACGUCCACAUUUGGAACAGGUGGACAAUGUGCCAUUGCAAGUGUCGCUAUUCACAGACUGUUCGCCCGAGGCGACGCGCCAAAUGCUCGACAUUAUGCAAUCGUACGGUGAGAUUGUCGUAUGUCUUGGCUCUUCGGCUAGCAAUUCAAAUGCGAAUAUAUUUCUGCAAGCCGAUUGCAGUAUAGCUGUCGAGCCGCUUUAUCCGCAAGUUUGUCAGGAUAUUGCCGCUUAUACGGAGGGCAACUUAACGAACAACAAAUUGCGUCUGCUGCGUCUCAAAAAGGAUCUCAAUGGCGAGGAGAAGUACGGCAGUCAUGAACCCUAUACCACCGAAGAGCUGCUCGAAAGCGGUUUCUAUGGCAAUGAUGAGCCACAAAUGCGUCCGAUGCAAGCUGCCGGCAAUACUGUGUCCCCCGUCUACUUAGGUCGCCUGCUCAACUCGUUGCCCUGUUCCAUAUCCGUGUGUCGCGAUGAACCGUUAUCGCUGGUGUCCAUUAUCGAGUUGUCUCGUCGUUUUUCGGCUGGCCUUUGGAAUUGCAUACAAUAUUGGGCUUGCUGUGCCGGUGCGCUUUCGAUGAUCAAUAUUUUGAGUGCUUGCCUCUCGUUGCCGCCACUAUUGACGCCGAUUAUGGUGCUCUAUUUGAUGAGUGUGCCGGUACCGUUGAUUGCGCUGGCCUUGGCGCACAUCGAUGUCGAUCCGAAGAUUAUGAAUCGCGCCACGGGCAAGAAGCAGACCGAGUAUGAUACGAAGGUAUUCGGUUUUGUGAUAUGGUGUUACGGCUGCAAAUUCUUCGCUCCCAUUUUGAUUAUGAUUUUCGCCUAUUGCACAUUUAUGGCGCAUCCUAUCGAACUCAUGGACAUUGACGAGGAAAAAUUGCAUAUCAACUUGCAAAUCGCACGUAUCUUCUCGUUUCUCGGCAUCUUAGUACAUUUCGUGGUGAUUUCCGCCUGCUUCGUGCACCGCGAUCACUCGCUGUGGCAGCGCAAUCCCUUCCGCAAUCACAUCUGGGCUUUCACCUGUGGCAGCACGCUGCUCGUGCACAUCGUUAUCUGUGCGGUGCAGAUUGUUUUGCAGGACAACUACUUCGAUGAGGCAUGCGGCAUGUGGCCGGCGAUCGCCUUUCUCUACGGUGGCAGUCUUAUAAGUCUGGCGAUCACGGAGAUUUGCAAAUGGCAGGAGAUUAAAGUUAACACACGUUAUCAGCGCCGCGCUAGGCUUGAUUUUGGCACCAAGCUGGGCAUGAAUUCACCGUUUUAAACACAUACAACCCCAACUAUAAUUACAAUUGCGACUGAACAAGUAAGCGUUGAGUAUUGGUAAACAAUCUAAAGAGACUAAUUCGAAAUCAAAGAAACAAAAAUAAGAAAACGUUGCAAAAUGCGCAAUAAAAAUACCCUAAUCUACCUACUAAAAAGGCAAAAUAAAAACAUAUUUAAAUAAUAAACGAUAAGCAAUUCAAGACGUAGUGCCAAAGUUGCUAUAAAACUUAAUACAAAGCAAGGAAAUUACAAAAACCGAAAACAAUUAAGAUUAAACGUAAAUUUGUAUGUAAGUACUUGUACGCCGUAAGUUGAAAGUGAAAUGUGAAUGCGUCGCCGACACUGCCUAUUAUUUAAAUAUAUUCCAACUUUUGGAGCAAUAAGCUAGCAAUCUCGAAAACGGCACCGAAAAUAACGGUUAUUUUGAGUUUUUCCUUUUUAAAAUCGUUUUGAAGAUUUUGUUCAAAGCAAAUAUUAACCGCUAUAGCGAGUUAUAGAAAGAAUGCUGUAAAAUUAUUUUUGUUUUGUGGUUUUUUUUCGGAAAUUUGAAUUACGGUAUGUUAUCAAAAUUUAAAAAAUAUCAUAACUUCAAAGCACAAAAUAUCAAUUAUAAUUUAUCUAAAAAUCAAGCUUUAAAUUAUCAAUAAUAUAAAUUAAAAAAAUUAAUCGAAAAAAUCCAACCCUAAGAAACGAUUAAAUCGUAUUUUUUUCUGAACAAAAAAAUAACUGUUACGGUCCUGUAAUAAUAUAAUAGCUGGCAGAUUGAAAAUAUACGUACAUGUGUAUGUAAAGAUUCUCUGAAGUCACGGCGCUAACCUGGUACUCAUCAAUGACCGUGUGCUGUGCCAUUAAGAAAAUCGAGUUCACCUUUUGCUCUCAAUAAAAAAAAACGCAUUUCCUUAAAAUUUUUGACUGUUUCUCGCUCGCAUUGACAUUCAGAUUCACGGCAUAUUAAGUAAAACAUCGUAGCUUCUAAGUAAACAGUUUUUAGUGUGCUGUUACGGCAAUUAAGUACAUGUGUACACUUUUUUAUGAACCGUUGUGUUUUAUGUUCAUAUUUUUGUAUUUUAUUGUA
Messenger RNA from Bactrocera latifrons, 5863 nucleotides. Its product is annotated as transmembrane protein 94. The record is from RefSeq and is a predicted model, not a curated record. Bases 209 to 4786 code for a protein of 1525 amino acids. Lineage: Eukaryota; Metazoa; Arthropoda; Insecta; Diptera; Tephritidae. The transcript is spliced from 9 exons.